AUGCGACUCUCCACUCGCGAUGUCAACGCCCAGGGAAGACUGAGCAAGUCGCCCUGCAUCCCUCCCUCUCAAGUGGAUGUGGGCGUAUUGUGCGCGUCGAGAGAGGCGUGGCCGCCACUUUUGCCCAGCUUUAGCAGGGAGGCGGUGGAGGCUAUGAAUCGAUUCGUCCAGGGAUUUAUCUGCAAGCGCAUCGAGUACCGCUGCGGCCAGCUCUCCGCUGCGGAUUACGAGGAGGCGUUUCUACCGCGGUGGGUGCGUAUGGCGGAGCACCGCACCGACCUCAUGGAGGGCUUCUUUGCCCAGCACGGCAGCCGCCUUAGCGAGGAGGCGUUCCACCAGCUCUUUGGCGCCUUCGAGAAGAUGCAGAGUGCCUUGCGUGAUGCGCGGCAGGAGUCUGGCGGUGUCGUGGAGGGUUGUCACGACAAGCGCAUCUCUUUUGCGCGGCCGGUGGCGCAUCGCCUCAUCCGCCGCUCCCGCGAUCGUUUUUCACUCCGCAGCGUCGCUGACGCCGACGAAAGCGCGGACCUUAGCCACUUUUCUCCUUCACCUUGUCCAAUCAGCGCUGCCGACGCGUGGCGAGACUCGCUGCAGCCUGGUAGCUCUUCUCCUGCCCCCGGCGGGCUGGUGCUGAACGUGAGCAGCGUGUCAGAGAUUGCCGACGCGGACGACGUGUGUAAUGUCGUGCUGCCGGUGGAGGAGAGCGCCGAUGGAGACCACUUCACAGGUCGUGCCAGCGGCGUGUACUACGGCGACCUCUUCCGCUCCGCUGGCAGUUCGGCGAGCAGCAUUAGCGACAGCAGCCACGCAGCUGCGACCAUGACCUUCCCCCUUGCGGUGAAGAGGGACAGCUUGGAAGGCGGCGCCGAGUUUGCUGAGGCCCUGCUGCAGGUGUGCCGCGGGCCGGUGCGGCGGGCUACAGCGUGGCGACGGCUGUGGCUUCGCUGCUUUUACCACUGCAUUCUCCCAGCUAUGGUGGUGCUUUUUGUUGCCGCUCACUACUGGGACACAAUGCAGCUGUAUCUGCGGCUAUAG
Leishmania braziliensis MHOM/BR/75/M2904 is the source of this 1032-nucleotide messenger RNA. RefSeq lists its product as hypothetical. Bases 1 to 1032 code for a protein of 343 amino acids. Lineage: Eukaryota; Euglenozoa; Kinetoplastea; Trypanosomatida; Trypanosomatidae. The record is from RefSeq and is a predicted model, not a curated record. The transcript has a single exon.